Bactrocera dorsalis (oriental fruit fly) is the source of this 17842-nucleotide messenger RNA. RefSeq lists its product as uncharacterized. Lineage: Eukaryota; Metazoa; Arthropoda; Insecta; Diptera; Tephritidae. The coding region runs from base 5246 to 6664 and encodes 472 amino acids. Gene Ontology annotation, molecular function: zinc ion binding; nucleic acid binding. The record is from RefSeq and is a predicted model, not a curated record. The transcript has 2 exons.
GCUUACGUUUUACUGUGGCUUAUACAUAGAUAGUAGUACCAAUACCAUCUAUAUGAUUUCUAUUAGUUAGAUUAUAAGUAUUAGUUAAGGAAUAAUCGCAUUUUUGAUGAAGCAACAAAAAUGAAUCAAAAAGCAUUUCGUGCGUUAAGAAAUAAUUGGUUUUUGGGGUAAAAAUACCUUUGUCCUUUGGGAUGCCCGUGGUAUAUUAUUCAUCGAAUGAUAAAUGAGCCAGUUUUAAUUCAUUGCAUUGUGUAUUUGAUUGCAGUUCUAUUCAACCAUUCCCGAUAUUUAGCAAUUCUAUUAUUUUUCAGGAAAGAUCAGUUUGAAAUUGUACGCAUAUACAUACAUAUGUAUUCAUCGUUCCCGUUUAAAUAUUGCAUUGCUCUGUGCAAUGCUGCGAAAAGAUUUCUGUAUAUCUCAAAUUUUUUAUCAACACUUCAGUUAUGCCGCUAUUUUUUUAUGCCAGACCUUUUGCAAUUUUAAAUUGCCUGUCAAGAUACCCCCUCCAAUAGUUAGCAGGUAUGAUGUAUUGAAUCACCCAAUUAUUAUUAUUACUUAACCCUUUCAGCCCCAAAGGACUUUUUAAACGAUGUCAAACAUAUAUAGAAGUUGCUUAUAAGCAACUUUGGGGCUAAAAGGGUUAAUCAUGAUCAUGAAGUUGAUCUAUAAGAUGUGUAUUUUAAAGAAGUUUUUGUGUAUUUGACUUUUUAAACGAUGUCAAACAUAUAAUGAAGUUGCUUAGAAGCAAUUUCGGGGCUGAAAGGGUUAAGAACGAACAACUCUGUCCACAAUAUAAAAACUUGAUCCACAGAUGUCGCCUUUUACUUUGACAUCGUUUUCUUUAAUGCACGUUUACGCCAAUUUAAUUUUUGAAUAUUGGAUACUGCGAUGGUAGCGCCAUCUAUCGGUCAAACAUUCCAAAAUUAACAAUUGAUUAAAAAUUAAAAAAUUAUUUAAAAAACAUUUUCCAGUGGACCAAAUUGUAAAUCUAAACCAUUCUCGAAUCUCCUUGAACAUACACACAAAAUUUCAUCAAAAUCGGUCUAUCCGUUUAGGAGCAGUUCAGAUGCAAACACACGGUCAGAAGAUUUAUAUAUAUAAAGAUAUUUAAACAUCAUCCGCAAUUUUUUUUUAUACGAAAUCUUUUACAUUUUACCUUUGGGAAGCAAUUGCCAGUUGCUUUUCGCAUGUGCAUAUGCCGGGCAAGAUGCAGGUCGCGAUUUCUAUCGAAAACCAAAAAUUCAAAGAGUUUCAUAGUUUUUAAUAACUUAUGUUCAAGUUAAACUAAUAAAACUAAAACAAGAAAAAAUGUUAACUUCGGUUGCACCGAAGCUAAAUACCAUUCACAGGUGCAUUUCUGUUAGUAACUAUGUGUUCAGUUUGGAAGCUAUAUGCUGUAGUAAUCCGUUCUGAACAAUUUCUUAGAGAUUACUCUGUUGUCUUAGAAAAUAAUCUAUACCAAAUUUCGUGAAUAUAUCUUGUCAACUGUCAAUGUUGUCCAUACAAGAUUUUGAUUCCGAUCGUUCAGUUUGUAUGGCAGCUAUAUGCUAUAGUUAACCGAUCUGAACAAUUUCUUCGAAAAUUACUCUGUUGUCUUAGAAAAUAAUCUACCAAAUUUCGUGAAUAUAUCUUGUCAAAUGUGAAAGUUUUCCAUAUAAGCAUUUGAUUCCGAUCGUUCAGUUUGUACAGCAGCUAUAUGUUAUAGUGGUCCGAUAUCGGCCAUUCCGACAAAUGAGCAGCUUGAAGAAAAAAUGACGUUUACAAAAUUUCAAAACGAUAUAUUUAAAACUAAGGGACUAGUUCGUAUAUACAGAAUAUGUAUAUACCGUCAGAGGACAUGGCUAAAUAGACUCAGCUCGACAUACUGAUCAUUUAUAUAUAUACUUCCGAUAUAUAUCUCCGACGCUUCCUUCUGGGUGUUACAAACUUCGUGACAAACUUAAUAUACCCUGUUCAGGGUAUAAAAAGGGAAAAUUUUGAAAUUUGAAAAAAAGUGGUUUUUGACUAAAAAAAUUUUACUUUAACAUAUGUAUGCUCAAACUUAACUUUUCUUAGUUCUUUUAGUUUAAAUAGAGGACAAUUUAAUGCCAAAGAUUUUCCAAACUUCCAAUUAAGAAAAAUCGUAGAACUGAAAAACCGAGAAAUCGCGCGCCAAAGUUUUCGCUUUCUGCCCAAGCGCUCAUAUUUCCCUUCUAGCUUCCACAAUAUUUCGAAUUCCCAUCUAUAACUUUGGGGAAAUAUUCCAUUUUAUAUUUACAUAAUUUUUAAAGAGAUUUCAAAAAAAAUUAAAUUAAGUUCGACCUAUUGUAUGGACCUACAGUCUGUCAAGUAAGAGCGUGGUCGACUUUACCGACAAUUAAUGAAAGAUUUCGCUCUAAUUCCUUCGCGAGCCGAUAGAGGGAAGUUUUUUCCUUGAUGCAUUGUCAACACAGGCUCAGUUGUUGGUGAUCUCUUGAAAGAGAAUCACGUUAAACGUGAAUGGUGCAACACAAUGAAGAAGCUUCUGUUGACUGAAAUAUUUGUGACAAAGCAACUCGCUUCGGUGCAUGAGAAUUUUGAUAGAUAUUUUGAAAAUGUACGCGAACCUGGUCAACUUCCACCAAUAGGCUUGUUCAUCGGAUCGUAAAACAUGGAAUAAAGGUGCAUCUUUGGGGCUGCUUCUCAAAGCCGGGAUUCGGCAUCUCUAUACUGACAACCUAAAUGACGAGAAAAUGAUAAAAAUCUACAAAAAAGCUUUACUGCUAUCUGCCAAACAAUGGUUCAUCAGAAAAAAUGAAGAUUGGGUUCUGCAGGAGGACAACGAUCCUAAACACCGCAUCAAGCUCCGUAUUCAAUGGAAAACUCAAUCUGGCAUCGUUACAUACAUAUUAUUGACCAAAUUGCACCAUUGUUUGUAAUGUGUACAAUGUGUAUAUAAAUGUGGAAGUUUCAUAAAAUAAUUUUUUUUUUAUAAAUAAUCCCGACCACGUUCUUGACAGACUGUAGUUUAUGUUUGCAAUUCCAAAUAAAAUAGAAAUAACCUCUAUACAUACAAGUGUUUAAAACAUUCAAAAUUUUAACUGUACUGCAGUAACUGCAACAAACAUUUCGGAUUCGAUCUCUGCUAAAGUACCAGUAAUAAUACUGCACUUAAUGCAAUUUCAAAUAAGCCUCAAAUAAUCACCAUACAGUUCAUGCCUCAAAUCAACUUUUAUAUAGAAAUUCCACGCGGUACCAAAUUCACUAUUGAGAGCAGUCCUAUACAGUGGCAUUCGAAGAAACUAUCCAUAUGAAAUAUUGUAACGAGGAUGAAAAGACACAAGAAUGUGAUCCAAAAUUGUCUUAGGGAAGCCUAGAGCUAUGCUAAAACACCUCGAUUAGGCCGACCACUUUUAAUAAAAGAAUUAAGUAUUAUAUGGGUCCUCGCCCCAACGGAAGAGAAGGACGUUGUGACCAAGAUGUCAAAUUCGUGCUUGGCAAACAACCGAAACCAUUGCUUUUCGGAAAAUGCAAAAGAACAGUUGGUAUGAUGAGGAGUUCCGUGUCGCAGCGGAGAGAAAACUGACUGUCUACCUCACAACUUUACAAUCGAUCACAACACGUGCGGGAUGGGAUAGAUAAAGAGAUUUGAAGAAGGAAGCGAGACGCAUUUGCAGACAUAAAAAAUAAGGUGAAUAACUACUAAAAUGAAGAGACCGAAAUGCGUGAGUAUGCCUGGGAAUCUUUGCACUUAAACUUAGCUCCCAGCUCAUUGGAAACGUGCUGAGGUUUUUUAAUUCUUAAACCCGAAAAACCUGAACAUCUAGUAAAUUCUUAUCGACCAAUUAGUCUAUUGCUAAUAAUCUCGAAAGGAUCAUGCACCAAUCCCAGCAAUCACCAUUUGUGAACUUAAAAGUGAAAUUAAAAAGCUUAAAGUUAAGAAAGCAGCUGGCUUCGACUUAAUUACAGCUGAAGUGUUAAAGCAGCUACCAUACAAAUGUUUACGGAAGCUCACCUAUCUUUUCAAUACAGCAAUCCGUCUGACACAUUUUCCCUUUGCCUGCCUUUGGAAAGUUGCCGAAGUUGUUAUGGUUCCUAAGCCAGGAAAGGAUCCUCACGUAGUCUCGUCAUAUAUACCAAUUUCUCUAUUCCCACAAAUCUCAAAACUUUUUGAAAAAUUAAUUUAUCUAAGAUUAAAAUCUAUAAUCGACGAAGUUAAUCCCAUCGCAUCAGUUCGGUUUUAGAAAUAAGCAUUCCACAAUAGAAUAAAUUCACAGAAUAACAUCAGAAAUAGAAAAAACCCUGGAGGAGGGAAACGUAUGCUCAACUGUAUUCCUUGACGUGCACAAGCAUUGACAAGGUAUGGCACGAAGACCUUGUGCAAAAACUAAAAUCAUGUCUUUCGGUUGAGUAUUGUGCUUUUUUUGAAAUCGUAUAUCACCAUGACAUUUUUCCGUGUAAAACAAUUUCUUCUCUAUUUCCAUUCUUAUUCCAUUUUAUAUUUACAUAAUUUUUAAAGAGAUUUAAGCAAAAAAAAUUCAAUUUUUUUUGAAGCUUUUAAAGCAGGUUCCCCCUUAAAGAAGAUUUACAAAACGUAAUAAACGUAAUUUAACAUCCAAAUGCGUCUUUAUUCAUUCGAAAAAUGUUAUCUCUUAAAAUCUUUCUUUAAUUCGGAACUCAUUAAAAACUUUAAUAAGAUUGCUUCCAAAUGUAUUCAUUUGCAGGUUUUGUCGUAUUAGUAAACAGCGGAUUCCAAUAUUGGUUUUACGUAUUGUUACAAAAGUAGUAUUAAGUUAUAUUUGUAUUACUAUAUGCAUCCCUGAUUAUGAACAAUAGCUGUAGGUAUAUGGAAUAGCAUUUGUCUUGUUGUAGACAUCUGGCGCCACGGCUGUCUGCUCGUCGAAACAAUAGACAUCUGGCGCCGCACUGUCUGCUUGUCUAGGUAAACAAUUGCUGAGUCUGGCGCCGCGACUGUCUGCUUGCGUCUGGCGCCGUAUAGCCGUAUGUUCUGGUAAUUUCCAGACGCGAUAUUCUAGAAGGACACGUCGGCAUCAGCGAGAAGUGCGUGGCUAUAUAAGCCGUGGCAGCGCCAACGUAAUCAAUCAGUGCUAAGAGUAAACUGCUAUAGUGUAGACGAGUUGUGAAAUAAAGAGUUGUUGAAUUAAAUUAAACAGUGUUGAUUUUAUUUGUCAAUCCAGAGAUACGAACCUAACAAAGUAAACUAGCAAGCAGUAAAUUCGUAACAAUUGGUGUCAGAAGUGGGAUUGUCAAAUAAUCCAAAUUCAAGAUGGUUAAAUUCGGAGUAUUGAGAAUUCAGCAAUUAAAAAAGGAACUGGAGGAGCGUAAUUUGCCGAUAAGCGGGCAAAAGGCGGAUCUGCAGGCACGAUUACGUAAAGCAAUGGAAGCGGAUGGAAUUAAUGUAAACGAGUUCGAAUUUGAUGGGCCAGAAACUUCUACAAAGGUAGAAGAAAAAGUAGAAGAACAACGAACAUCAUCAAGUGCAGACAUGAACAUGCUGUUAGUGGCUAUACAGAAAAUAGUUGAAAAUACAGAAAAUGCAGUGCAAACAGGAAAUCGUCUGGAACAGCAAAUAGCUGAAAAUGCAGAAAAAGCAGUGCAAACAGAAAAUCGUCUGGCACAGCAAAUAGCCGAAAAUAUAUCACAAAUAACAGAAAAUGCAGUGCAAACAGAAAAUCGUCUGGCACAGCAAAUAACGCAAAUAGCUGAAAAUACAUCACAGUUAGAGUCUCGCCUUACACAACAAAUGACUGAAAAUAAUACGCAGUUAGAAAAGCGUUUGGUACAACAGAUUACAGAAAAUAAUACACAAGUGCAAGAGAAAUUUUCAAAAUUGGAAGACGAAUUAAGCACGUUAAAAAAUGACGAAGAAAAUUUGAAAUCAGAAGUUCUUCAUUUGAGUAAUCGAAUGCGAGAACUGCAACUGCAUGGCCCUGCACCAUCAACAAAUAAUCCAAGAUUGAAGGCACCCACAUUCGAUGGAAGUAUUCCAUUUCAAAUUUUCAAACUUCAGUUUGAAAAGACAGCAUUGGCCAAUAACUGGAAUGCAGCGGACAAAGUGGCGUCCUUGUUUGUAUCAUUGAAAGGACCUGCGGCAGAAAUCCUUCAGACUAUUCCAGACUGUGAACGGGACAACUAUGAGGCAUUGAUGAGUGCGAUAGAAAGACGAUAUGGUAGUGAGCACCGGAAACAAAUAUACCAGAUCGAACUGCAAAAUAGGGGUCAGAAGAUGAACGAGUCAUUGCAAGAGUUCGCAACUGAAAUCGAACGACUGGCUCAUUUGGCAAAUGCAGAUGCACCUGUGGAUUACAUUGAGAGGGUAAAAAUUCAAUGUUUCAUAAAUGGAAUUCGUGAUGUGAACACCAAACGCGCCACAUAUGCAUUGCCAAAAAGAACGUUUGCUGAAACGGUUUCGCACGCCCUCACACAGGAAACAGCUUCCCUACUAAGUAAACCAGCACACAAAGUACAAAGGGUUGAAAUGGAACAACCGGCGCUGAUGGAAGAAAUAUUGAAGACUCUGAAGACAAUUGCUGCACCGCGAGUAAAUACAACAGGAAGAUGUUUCAACUGUGGAAAAGCGGGUCACUUUGCCCGAAAUUGCAAUAUAAAAGUAAACCCAUCAAAACGGAAACAACCAACAGAUAACGAGGACGGAGCAUCCACAUCUCACAAGUCGUUAAACUAAAACGGAACAGUUCAAAGGGGCGUGAGCUGGUUCCCACAACUAUUUGCCCCGCCAUCUCGAUAUCACAAAUAGGUCGCCAUGACAACAAUCUUACUAUCAACGGCAUCGUAAAUGGACGACUGUCAACGCUUACUUUGGAUACUGGUGCCACACAUUCAAUUAUCCGACCGGAUGUGGUAAGAGGAACGGUUAAACCAUUAGUCGGUUGCAAGCUUCGAACGGCCACCGGGGAGGAAGCAGCUGUCGCGGGAAAAGUGUUUUGCAAAGUGAUGAUUGGUACCCUGGAAGUUAAUCACACCUUCAUCGUACCUGGGAAAGCGAAGAUGGCAAACAUUCUCGUCUGCUGAUCAUAGUACCGAAGUCCAUGAUCCCAAAAGUAUUGAAAGAAUAUCACAAUGGACCUAGUGGAGGGCACCUUGGAAUAACAAAAACUAUAGAGAAGAUUAAACAACGGUUCUACUGGAUCGGUUGUCGAGAUUCCAUAGCAGAAUGGAUAAGUAAUUGCGUAGAGUGCAUGGCAGCUAAAGGUCCUAAAGCCAAAAGUCGCGGUAGGCUACAACAGUACAACGUGGGAUCACCAUUUGAACGAGUCGCAAUGGAUAUUGCAGGUCCGUUCCCAACCAGUACGGCCGGAAACAAAUAUCUACUGGUUGUCAUGGACUAUUUCAGUAAAUGGCCAGAAGUAUAUGCCUUACCAAACCAGGAAGCGAAGACCGUAGCCGAAGCGUUUGUAGAAAAUUGGAUAACAAGGUUCGGAGUGCCCGUCGAAUUACACUCAGAUCAAGGCAGGAAUUUCGAAUCUUCCAUUUUCCAAGAAGUCUGUACAUUAUUGGGCAUCCACAAGACACGGACAACAGCGUUACACCCACAAUCAGAUGGGAUGGUAGAGAGAUUCAACCGAACGCUCGAAGAACAUCUGCGGAAAAUCGUUGAUAAAGAUCAACGGAAUUGGGACAAGUGCAUCCAGAUGUUCCUGCUGGCGUAUCGUUCAGCGAAGCACGAGACAACUGGUUACACGCCAGCAAAGAUUAUUUUCGGAUCUGAUCUGCGACUCCCUGCUGAUCUUAAGUUUGGAACGAAUCCUACAGCUGUAAGAAAUGAUGGAGAUUAUUGUUCUGCCUUAAAGGAAGAAAUGAAUGAAUUGCAUCUAAUGGUAAGACAGCAUACGCAUCUGAUGAGCAAUAAGAUGAAGAACCGGUUCGAUCAAGCGGCAAAUUCAAAAGGUUUUGAAGAAGGUGAUCUGGUCCUGUUGUACAAUCCACUUCGAAAGAAAGGCUUGUCCCCGAAACUGCAGACAGCCUGGGAAGGACCCUAUAUGGUGAUGAAACGACUUAAUGACGUGGUAUACCGCAUACAAAGAAAUGGAAAAGCACGAUGUAAAAUGAAAGUAGUACAUUUGGAGAGGCUCGCCCCAUUUGGUUCAAGAGGAUUUGUGCCUAAUCGGGACGAUUAGGCUUUAGUGGAGGGCAGUGUUACAAAAGUAGUAUUAAGUUAUAUUUGUAUUACUAUAUGCAUCCCUGAUUAUGAACAAUAGCUGUAGGUAUAUGGAAUAGCAUUUGUCUUGUUGUAGACAUCUGGCGCCACGGCUGUCUGCUCGUCGAAACAAUAGACAUCUGGCGCCGCACUGUCUGCUUGUCUAGGUAAACAAUUGCUGAGUCUGGCGCCGCGACUGUCUGCUUGCGUCUGGCGCCGUAUAGCCGUAUGUUCUGGUAAUUUCCAGACGCGAUAUUCUAGAAGGACACGUCGGCAUCAGCGAGAAGUGCGUGGCUAUAUAAGCCGUGGCAGCGCCAACGUAAUCAAUCAGUGCUAAGAGUAAACUGCUAUAGUGUAGACGAGUUGUGAAAUAAAGAGUUGUUGAAUUAAAUUAAACAGUGUUGAUUUUAUUUGUCAAUCCAGAGAUACGAACCUAACAAAGUAAACUAGCAAGCAGUAAAUUCGUAACAGUAUGUUCGAAAAGACGAAAUUCCAAUUAGAUUCUGUGACACCAUUGAAAAUCAGAAUUGGUUUGCAAUUCUGACAGCUAAGCAAUUCAGUCUUGGAUUUCACAAAUGGUAGGCAAAAUUUUCACAACAUUUACUGUUACAAGGCAUUAAAUGUGUGAAAUUUUUGUAACAAGGGUAACGGUUUGAUAAUUCGUAAUGCAUAAUGAAUUUACAGUAAUGCAACAAUAUACAACAAAAUUUGUUUUAUUAAAUUGCCAAUCUCCAGAAAAACAUGCAUAAUUUUAUUUUUUUAUCUUUAUGUGAAAUGUAAUAUUAAAAUAUGUAUAUAUAUGUAUAUAAAAUAUUUGUUAUAAAACAAGCAUCAGAUAAGCUGCAUUUGUUUCUGUUUUUUGUUUACUACCGCCCUUUUUAAUCGUUUUUGUUGCUUCAAUUAAUUUGUGUAUGCAGUUCUUACACAAGUUUUAUUAUUAUUGAAAUAAGUAUAUCGCUUAAUUACUUUAUUGUAGGAUUAACUUUUAUUUAAAUUCAAAAAUUUAGUAUUAAUUUUAAAGGAACAUUGAUAAAAACUCUUCAACUGAUAAAUUCAUAAAGGUAUUCGUAAAAAAUUGUACAUAUACAGCUAAAAUUAAUUUUACUUCUAAUUAAUAUCGGGUAGCGUAUGCAUUCAUAUUUAUAACUUCCUUUAAUAUAUUUGGCAUUGAUAAUUGCUUCUUGGAGGCCUGUUUUAGAUGUACGUUCGAAAUCGGAUUAAAAUCCGAGGACUAAGUAGGGGGCGGUCCUAAAACUUUUCGGGUGUUGUACAAUAUCCACAGUUUUGCCUUGUGAGCUGUACGUUUUGGGUUGUUGUCCUAUUGAAAUAUGCAACGACCGGAAAGUCUGAAUUUAUCCCUGCCAACAUUUUAAUUAUCUUUUAAUAUUCGAAUAUAUUACCGGUUAUCCAUUUUAUUAGCGAUAACCUGCAUGCACACACACGGUGCCAUAGCGGUAGAUUUCUAUCUCCGUCCUUAACCGAGUAUUUUGUGUUUUUCCUUUGCAUUUCGGAAGUCAGCAUUCAAAGCGAGACUUUGAUUAAUUUCUGAAGCGGAUUUUCUUUAAUUUUUCUCACGUUAACGGCUUUAUCAUAACUUUGAAGUUCGUCCGGCCUUCCUGGUCGCUGCAACAACUUCAUCGAAUUCCUUUAAAAAUUGUUACGGAAGGUUGAAACACUUCUAUUGGUAAAUUUUAAUAUCUUCUGCAAGAUUUUUUGCUUCUUCCUUUCGAAGAUAUUAAAUAUUAAUCUUCUUUCUUCGAGGUUGGUUUCUUUUAAUUUUUUUCAAAUAUGUAUAUUGAAAGAUGGAGGUAGGAUUUUCUUGCGCGGUAAAGUGGUUUGUUAGUGAUGAGAAUUAUUAGUGGAGAAUAUUAAUUUGAUGAAAGCGAAGUUUUUUAUGGAUUAUAGAAACUUGUUCGCAUCCGCAACUAACCAUACACGAAAAUCUUAAUCCAUACUGUUUUUGAGUCCAGACCGGACCCGGAGAACUUUUUUCUGCAAUCACUACCUUGGUUAUAUGCAAUACAUACAUGGAGCAAGUUUUGUUCAGAGCUUAAGAUUUCUAGGGAGUGGACCAUAUAUAAUAUUAAGUUGCCCCAUACUACCAACGCAUAAUUUCGACACUAUCCUCUAGGGCUCUUCUAACUGAACAUUUUUCACGAAGUACGCCGCCACUCGAGUCGAGUGGUCAACAAAAGGAUGUAUUUGUAUAUGGUCCUAAAGAGCAAAGCUCUUAGUUUGAUCAAUACCAGGCAGUCAGGGCAUAAUUGUCUGGUCAGGUUCGUCAGAUAUUAUAAUCUUUAGCGAUGGUUUCAUAAAUUGUAUAACCAGUCGACCUUUGCUAAUUACCACAUUAUUCUAUAAUUAUUUCAAUCGCAAACCUCCUCUUUAUUUGAGUUCAGCAAAGUUAAUAACGUCGAUCUUACCGAAAACACUUUCACCGAACAUAAUCGUUGACGAACGUCAAUUCUGCAAGGUGCUUCAAUUACCGAAAGCAAGCAGCAGAUGUAAUGAUUGAGCGGGACACCGUACAAAAGGUCGAUUCCUGUGAUUCCGCAAAAAGGAUCUCACUUUGGAGAUUUGGCAAACGGUAAAUUAACAUUAGCGGACGAAAAGAGUAGAGCACUUGAAGUCCUAUAAUUUUUUCACCCGGGUGAGAAAGAUCUGGUUCUACUGUCAAGAUAUUGUCCAAUCCGAAAAGAUGUUAGAAUAGGGUUGAAAUUCAAUUCGAUGGCUAUGCUUCCAUCGACCCGAAGAAGUGCGCUAUAUUCGACGACAGUUUAAACUGUACCCUCUAGCCAACAAGCCAAAAAAAGCGGGUUACCAAACGACUGCGCAAAUCCCAAAAGAGGUCGUUUUCGGUAAAUCAAACUCCGCGGUAUGCAUAAUACUAUUCGAAAAAUGAGACCUGACAUCUUUGCCAAAAUUGAAAUUUCGAAAAACCAUCACUGUCGUAACUGAUGUGCUAAAACGCAGAAAACUUGCAACACUUGGAAAGUAGUUGCACAAAAACUUACAUCAAAACCAACUAUGCUAGCCCAAAAGUCAAUGUAUGUGAUUUGUGUUAUAAAUAAUUUAAAUAUUACUUUUAUUACAAUGGUGGAUCUGAUUUUAAUAUAAUAUGAUAUAGUUGACAGAGAUCUAUUCAAGUUUUGGAACAAUCUGUCUGACUUUAAAGCUAUUCACAAUUUAAAAAUCAAUUUUUUACACUGUUUAUUUAUUUUGUACCUUUCUAGUUGAAAUGUAUCAUUUAUGCUAACUCCUCAGUGAGAGUGUUAAUAAAAAAAUAUUUUUUCUUCGCAUAUUUUUAUAUUUAAAAAUUAAAAUUUUAAAUUUUUAGCAGAUUGAAAUUGUCUAAAUCUAUUCGUCGAGGCGUGAUAAACAGAUGGGAGUAAAAUAUCUAAUCAAGGUAUUCCAUUUGUCCCUGAGCAUUCUGCAUAUCGCAUAUGCAAUACAUCUUAUCAUCAAAAAAUUGAAAUUGAGUUUCUAAAUAUAUCCGAUGCGUGCUAAGGGGGGCAGAGGUUCCCCUACUGAAAGGUGGUAUAAUUAUAAACGCCUCUUUAGCUCGUGUCAUAAAUCAGAAACCACCCUAAGAUAGGACGAUGCUAUUAGCGUUAGAGUUGACAAAAACUUUUAAUACAGUCAAUUAGACAUCGAACUGUCUACGUUGCAUCGUAGUCUAAAGAUGUGGACCAUGAACUAUCUACUUAAACAGAGGGUUGCGCAUGAUGAUGCCCUCUCCCUGUCGCUGGGUCUACUCAUUGAAACCGUUUCGAACGAAAAAUUUGCCGAUUCGAUCGAAACAAAUUAAGUUAAUCAUUAAAAUCGUAAUAAAAAUCAAAUUUUCGUUGAAGUUGAACUCACUCACGGACCCGAUAAAAUACCCUUCGCGGCUAAUACCAUAGAUGACGCUAAUUUCGAAAUCAUUAAAACUUGAAAAUCGAGAACUCUUCUAAAGUGGCGGAGUUUAAAAAAUGAGGUAUUUGUAAGAAGGCUAUAAAUUAUGUUAGAAUGUGUAUUUUAGAGACCAGAGACAAAAAUAUAUCAAUAACAUUAUAUUUGAAAUAUAUAUUUAAAGUUUGACCUAUUGUGUGGACCUACAGUCUGUCAAGUAAGAGCGUGGUCGACUUUACCGACAGUUAAUGAAAAAUUUCGCUCUAAUUCCUUCGCGAGCCGAUAGAGGGAAGUUUUUUGUUGGUGAUCUCUUGAAAGAGAAUCACGUUAAACGUGAAUGAUGCAACACAAUGAAGAAGCUUCUGUUGACUGAAAAAUUUGUGACAAAGCAACUCGCUUGGGCGCAUGAGAAUUUUGAUAAAUAUUUUGAAAAUGUACGCGAACCUGGUCAACUUCCACCAAUAGGCUUGUUCAUCGGACCGUAAAACAUGGAAUCAAGGUGCAUCUUUGGGGCUGCUUCUCAAAGCAAGGAUUCGGCAUCUCUAUACUGACAACCUAAAUGACGAAAAAUGAUAAAAAUCUACAAAAAAGCUUUACUGCUAUCUGCCAAACAAUGGUUCAUCAGAAAAAAUGAAGAUUGGGUUCUGCAGGAGGACAACGAUCCUAAACACCGCAUCAAGCUCCGUAUUCAAUGGAAAACUCAAUCUGGCAUCGUUACAUACAUAUUAUUGACCAAAUUGCACCAUUGUUUGUAAUGUGUACAAUGUGUAUAUAAAUGUGGAAGUUUCAUAAAAUAAUUUUUUUUUAUAAAUUAUCCCGACCACGUUCUUGACAGACUGUAGUUUAUGUUUGCAAUUCCAAAUAAAAUAGAAAUAACCUCUAUACAUACAAGUGUUUAAAACAUUCAAAAUUUUAACUGUACUGCAGUAACUGCAACAAACAUUUCGGAUUCGAUCUCUGCUAAAGUACCAGUAAUAAUACUGCACUUAAUGCAAUUUAAAAUAAGUCUCAAAUAAUCACCAUACAGUUCGUGCCUCAAAUCAACUUUUAUGUAGAAAUUCCACGCGGUACCAAAUUCACUAUUGAGAGCAGUCCUAUACAGUGGCAUUCGAAGAAACUAUCCAUGUGAAAUAUUGUAACGAGGAUGAAAAGACACAAGAAUGUGAUCCAAAAUUGUCUUAGGGAAGCCUAGAGCUAUGCUAAAACACCUCGAUUAGGCCGACCACUUUUAAUAAAAGAAUUAAGUAUUAUGUGGGUCGUAUUUGGAUUUCAUGAUAAUAUCCCAAUUUGUUUUGGGUUAAACAAAACUAACACAGAAAAUUACGUGGAGCUUCUGAAUAGCGUGUUAGUGGAGCUUGGUGACCAAUUUUUGGGUAAAAAAAACGCACCCAAUGAAGAAGGACAACAAGCCUUGGAUGAGAGACCCCCCUUUUGAUGACAACCAUGGCAAUCAAUUUAAGGAUAACGAUUUGAGGGCAUGCACCUGGAAUGUCCGCUCCCUUAAUUGUGAAGGUGCUGCUGCUCAGCUGGUUGAUGUCCUCGUGAAAAUAAAGGCUGACAUCAUCACUGUCCAAUAAAUGCGUUGGACGGGACAAGGCCUGAGGCCGAUAGACCCUUGUGGCAUUUACUACGGUGACCAUAUAAAGUAGCGCAAGUUCGGUGUGGGAUUCACUCCUGUUCUUUAACAUAUCGCUGAUUUGCGCCCUCGCCCCAACGGAAGAGAAGGACGUUGUGACCAAGAUGUCAAACUCGUGCUUGGCAAACAACCGAAACCAUUGCUUUUCGGAAAAUGCAAAAGAACAGUUGGUAUGAUGAGCAGUUCCGUGUCGCAGCGGAGAGAAAACUGACUGUCUACCUCACAACUUUACAAUCGAUCACAACACGUGCGGGAUGGGAUAGAUAACGAGAUUUGAAGAAGGAAGCGAGGCACAUUUGCAGACAUAAAAAAUAAGGUGAAUAACUACUAAAAUGAAGAGACCGAAAUGCGUGAGUAUGCCUGGGAAUCUUUGCACUUAAACUUAGCUCCCAGCGCAUUAGAAACGUGCUGAAGUUUUUUAAUUCUUAAACCCGAGAAACCUGAACAUUAAUACGUAAACUUUUGCCAGUGUUGGAAGAAAACCAGCUUAUUCGGAAAUUAUCAAUUUGGCUUCAGAAAAUUUCAAAACGAAUACCGGCUUAUGCUUCAAUAUUUCUGCAUAAAAAAAUUAUACCUACUGUAUUGUUAAAAGUGUGCUCAAUAAUGUACAAACGGUUUGAAUAAAAUUACUAUUAUUAUUACUAUUUUUAUCUUAACAUGGAAUGCAAGUGGACUAAUGGAAGCACCAAGAAGAGCUUUUACUUAUUUUACAAAAGGAGAAAAUAGAUUUACGUCUCAUAUUCGAAACUCAUUUUACGAGAUACAGCCAUAUAACUUUCAAAAACUACGAUUUCUAUCAUACAAUUUACCUUAGUAAUUGUGCGAGGGGAGGCACUGCUGUUAUUGUUAAAAACAGCAUUAAACAUGAUGAGGAUAGAAAAAUCAGUACGCACAAUAUUCAAACCACAACUAUUACAUUAAAAGCAAUGAACCUCCCCCUUGUCAGUUACUGCAAUAUAUUGCCCGCCGAGAUACAAAAUCCUCUUUUAAGAAUAUAAAGAACUUCUCAAUAUGCACAAACACAAAUUUAUUAUGGGAGGCGACUUUAACGCUAAGCAUGUUUACUGGGGAUCGCGCCUAACGACAGCUAAAGGGCGAGACUUAUUCCAGGCAGCUCAAGAAACCGGAUGUGAGUUUGCAUCGACCGGAACACCAACUUAUUGGCCAACGGACACCAACAAAAUACCAGAUGUAAUAGUUUUUUUAUAACCAGGAAGAUAUCUCGAAAUUUCAUAGAAGUAGAAGGUGGGUUAGAUUUAAGCUCUGAUCACUCCCCAUUAUAUUUAACAGUAAGUGAAACAGUCAUUAAAAGAGAUCUUAGUCUGAAGCUAUACAACAAAAAUACGGACUGGAAUCCGUUCAAACAAAUACUUCAGACUAAAAUAAAGUGUCCGAAAAUCACAACAAUUGAACAACUAGAGUUAGAAGUUAACACAUUUACGAAAGAAAUUCAACAAGCAGCUUGGGAUAAUACUUCGAAGAUAAAGCAAAAAAUUGUAGGUUCAAAUUAUUAAACAAUAAAAAUCCUUCUAAUUAAGAAAAGAAAGUUACGACGGAAAUGGCAGCAAACCCGCUCACCACUCGACAAAACCAACCUCAAUAAGGCGACAGCUGAAUUAAAACGACAAAUUGCUCAUAUUAAGAAUAAGUCAAUUAAUAAAUAUUUAUCUCAACUAUCCGCUGACAAAAAAUAUGAUUACUCACUCUGGAAAAGUACAAAGUAUCUGAAACGCCCAACAAGUCACGUUGCACCACUAAAAGUUGCUUCCAAUACAUGGGCUAGAAGUGAUUGUGAUAAAGUUAAUGCAUUUGCUAGCUGAAACCUUUCGUCCAAAUGUGGAUAGUGAAAUCGCGUUCCUCAGUAGUAUUCAACAGGAUCAUGCAACAAUCCCAGCAAUCACCAUUUGUGAACUUAAAAGUGAAAUUAAAAAGCUUAAAGUUAAGAAAGCACCUGGCUUCGACUUAAUUACAGCUGAAGUGUUAAAGCAGUUACCAUACAAAUGUUUACGGAAGCUCACCUAUCUUUUCAAUACAGCAAUCCGUCUGACACAUUUUCCCUUUGCCUGCCUUUGGAAAGUUGCCGAAGUUGUUAUGGUUCCUAAGCCAGGAAAGGAUCCUCACGUAGUCUCGUCAUAUAUACCAAUUUCUCUAUUCCCACAAAUCUCAAAACUUUUUGAAAAAUUAAUUUAUCUAAGAUUAAAAUCUAUAAUCGACGAAAAGCAGUUAAUCCCAUCGCAUCAGUUCGGUUUUAGAAAUAAGCAUUCCACAAUAGAAUAAAUUCACAGAAUAACAUCAGAAAUAGAAAAAUCCCUGGAGGAGAGAAACGUAUGCUCAACUGUAUUCCUUGACGUUGCACAAGCAUUUGACAAGGUAUGGCACGAAGACCUUAUGCAAAAACUAAAAUCAUGUCUUCUGGUUGAGUAUUGUGCUCUUUUAGAGUCGUAUAUCACCAUGAGAUUUUUCCGUGUAAAACAAGGAAAUUAAUUCUCCAAAUUAAAGCGGGGGUUUCUCAGGGAAAUAUCUUAGGUCUAUAUAUUCUGUAUACAAGAGACUUCUAGCUUCUUCUUCUUAGCACCAAAACAGUAUGACUGCCACUUUUUCUGAUGACACCGCAAUACUAUACGUCGAAAAAACAGCAGAAAAAGCUGCGCUAAACCUGCAACAUGCAACCAACUCUCUAGUAAGUUGGACUAAAAAAUGGAGAAUAAAACUAAAUGGUGACAAAUCGGUUCAUGUAAACUUUACAAACAAAAGAAUCACUUAUCAACCUAUAAGUAUUCUAGAUACCUGAAUACCAUAUGCAAAAACGGCUAAAUGUCUUGGAACCCACGCGAUACUAGAUUACGUUGGGAAGAGCAUAUUAAAAUAAAAAGGAUUGAACUUAAUCUGAAAUUGGCGAAAAUGAAAUGGCUAAUUUGGCGAAGGUCAAACCUGUUCAUACACAACAGAUUACUUCUUUAUAAACAAAUAAUAAAGCCGGUAUUGUCGUAUGGUGCGCAACUGUGGGGAUGUGCCAAUGAUAGCAGUAUUAAUAUUAUACAUUUUUUUCAAAACAAAGUGCUAAGAGGCAUUGUAAAUGCUCUUUUGCAGAAAUGCUGAUAUUCAUCGAGACCUAAGAUUUGUCGAAAAAAACCACAUAGCUUAGUUGGAAGCUAAAAUAUAAAGGAAUUAAAUAUAUGUAUGCCAUAUGAAUAUUUUUAUUAAUUUCUAUAUAAUUUGUUUUUCAGUUAUUCAAAUCAAACUGCUCGUUAGUUUUUGAAACUAGUUGUAGUGAUAUCUAACAUUGUUAAAGUUUUAAAAAUGUUUGUAAUAAAAAAACAAAAAAAAAUUAUCUUAAAACCCUAGCCCCUCCCUUAAAUAGCUGCAAAUGUUUAGACGAAAAAUUAAAACAAUUUCAAUUUGUUCACAAAAAGGUGAAAGAACAUCAGUUUAAAACUACGUCGACAAAAAUGAUGUGCACACCGCAAAUCGCCAAUGACUGAAGAGGACCAAAGUAACAUCACUCGGCUGUUUGGUUUGCGUUUUUGCCUCAAAAGUUAACUUGAUUCGUUGCAAAAAAUACACUUGUUGUCCACUACAAAAUAGUUUUUGACACCAUUUUUCAAAGUAAGUAUUUAAAAUACAUAUUUAAUCAGCUCUUUUGGAACAACACACUACUAAGAUAAACACCCCUAUCACGCAUUUCGACUUGGAUUGAAAUUUUCUCCGUUUGGCGACUUUGGUAUCAUGCGUUCCGUUCCCGUUCAGUUCAACUUCGAAAUUUACGAUUCUGCCUAUCAUGCAUUUCGAUCGUAGCUCCGUUUUGCUAAGUUGCAAUUUUGUUGGCGGAGAACUUUUUGUGUUUUUAUUUUGCUGCGAAAAUUUUAUUAUUUGCGUGAUUUUUUUUAAUUUUCUAAAAAUGUCAAAAAUAACAACACCAGAGCAAUAUGGAAAAUUGGCAGAUAUGAUGGAGAGUAAGCUAGAUAUAGCCAACGGUUUCCACCAGCGUCCUAAAGAAGAUGUGCAGGCUUUUUGGAAAGAGGAAGCAUCAAAUUUACUUGCCGUCGUUUCUUCCGCAAACGUAUCUAGGACAUACUUGAAUGCGUCCUUAUUCAGACGAAAGUUUUUUUGAAUCUAAAUAAGUAAACAAAUUGUAAGAAAAAUGUCUACUUUCACGUGCAAUUACUUACAGCCCGUCA